AUGGCGUCCGCUGAUCAGAUUAGUGAGUAUGCCGAGAAAUUGAAGGACGACCAGCAGAGUCUGGCGUCGCGGUACUCGACGGUGUCUGAGCUGUACGAUUUGAUGCAGUUACUGAACACGCCUGAAGAAUUUCAAAUGUUUCUCACCUCUAUGGUGCCUAUCAUCCUGGAGCAAUUGGAAAAGAUUGACAUAAGCUUCGAGUCCAACUCCUACGAGCAGAAACUAAGGUUUUCCUUGCUGGAAAUUUUGAACAAGUGUAUGGUGAACCAAAGCUUUGAGCCAUACGCGGUCAGAGUAGCAGAUGCACUACUAGAUAUUCUUCCUAAGGAAAACGAAAAGAACGGUGUUAUAAUAACCAAGAUUCUGACUAUACUCUUCAAGUCAUUCAAGAAUAUUUUGGGUGAAAAGGUGAACUCCUUCAUCGAUAUCAUUAUCCAAUUCUAUAAGAACAGGCCCGAGCUUGUGGAGAAGACUUUUUACUCCGAUGAAAAUGGUGGGUUGGAGAACUCCAGUAGUAAUGAUGAUGACGAUACAAAUAACAAUUCCAAUGAUGAAUCUACUAUGGAGUCUAAUAACGAUAGUACCAACAUCCUGGACGUCAAGAGCUCAAGGGGCUCUGUGGAUGAUGAUGUUCACGAGAACUCAACCAAAGGUCAGAAGCUCAGACCAUCUUUACACUCCUUUAAAAUCUUAUCGGAAUGCCCAAUUACAAUGGUCACCUUAUAUUCUUCCUACAAACAGUUAACCACGACUUCAUUGCCCGAGUUUGCUCCAUAUAUUAUGACUUUAUUGAGUAUUGAAGUCAAACAACAGAAACAAGCAAGAGAGGAAGCUGAGAAGAGAGGCGAACGCUUUGUCUCUGUAUCACCACUAAUUAAUGAUAAAGCAGCAUACAACGACUUCAUCUUGGCUCAAAUUAAAGCUACAUCAUUUUUGGCAUAUGUUUUCAUUAGAGGAUACGCUGCGAACUCACUACAAAAUUAUAUUCCAAUUGUGCCUGAUUUGAUUAUACGCUUGUUGCAAGAUUGCCCUCCUGAAUUGCCAUCAGCCAGGAAAGAGCUGUUACAUGCAACUCGCCAUAUCCUUUCCACGAACUAUAAGAAAUUAUUUCUUCCAAAACUAGACUAUCUGUUUGAUAAAAGUGUCCUUAUAGGCAAUGGCUUCACAAUGUAUGAAACUCUUCGGCCUCUCGCUUACAGCACAGUUGCUGAUUUUAUCCAUAACAUAAGAUCCGAGCUAAAACUUAAUGAGAUUGAAAAGACAAUAAAGAUGUAUACCGAAUAUCUCAUGGACGAGUCCCUUGCGCUCACAGUGCAAAUUAUGAGUGCCAAAUUACUGCUGAAUUUGGUGGAAAGGAUCCUGAAACUAGGUAAGGAAAAUCCACAGGAAGCACCUAGAGCUAAAAAACUCCUAAUGAUUAUCGUUCACGCCUAUGUUACUAGGUUCAAAAAAUUAAAUAGACAAUACAAUACCAUUAUGAAACAGCAUAAGAAAAUUGAAAAGGAGAAAAAUAUAAAACAGCAUUCAAAAAAGAACCCUCUACCAGAAGUUGCUGAUGAUACCGACAAUUUCAUUAAGUCAGUAUUGAAGGAGAAUUACCUGGAAGACACUACCGCCAAAAAUAAGGAAGACAAAUCAGAGGGUAAGGUAGAAGAGAUUGAAGUGGAUGAGCCUGUAAAUAUAGAACUCUUUGAAUUGCACGAUCUUCUUCCAAUUCAGCUAUCCCCAAAGAGUCAUAAUGACCCUGUUAAGGAUGCAUUUUACCUUUACAGGACUCUGAUGUCCUUCCUGAAAACUGUGGUUUACGAUCUGAAAAUAUUUAAUCCAUCAGCCAAUGAGUACACCCUAGCUCAUCCAAAACUUUGGGCUUCUGUAUCAAGAGUUUUUUCAUAUGAAGAAGUUUUAGUAUUAAGAGAUUUAUUCCAUGAGUGCAUUAUUGGGCUAAGGUUCUUCUCUAGUGAAAAUCCUGUUAAUAAAGACCUCCUCUCGAAGAAGCAUUUUGAUAUUACAAUGCCAAGCCUCCCUGUAUCAGCUACUAAAGAUGGUAGGGAGUUGAUGGAUUACUUAGCAUUCACUUUUAUGCAGGUAGAUAGUGCAACAUUUAAUGAAGUUGUGAACGCCGAAAUGGACUUUUUAUAUGAUAGAAUGCUAGAAGAUUCAGCGCUAUUACAUGUAGCACAAUCUUUUCUAACAAGCGAAUUAACAUCUCCGAACUUUGCUGGCAUACUGCUCAGAUUUCUGAAAAGAAAACUGAAAACAUUGGGCAACACUGAUUUUAACACAUCCAAUAUUCUCAUCAGAUUAUUUAAACUUUCAUUUAUGUCUGUGAACUUGUUUCCUAAUAUUAAUGAAAUUGUUCUAUUACCACAUCUCAACGGACUAAUAUUAGAUUCUCUGGAAUACUCCAAAACUGCUGAAGAACCGCUAGUUUACUUCUACUUGAUCAGAACGCUAUUCAGAAGUAUUGGAGGCGGAAGGUUUGAAAACUUGUACAGAUCAAUUAAACCAAUUCUUCAAGUUUUAUUACAAUCCCUUAACGAGAAGAUCGUUUCUGCUAGAUUACCUCACGAACGCGAACUAUAUGUGGAGUUGUGCAUUACGGUACCAGUAAGACUGAGUGUUUUGGCACCCUAUUUACCAUAUCUGAUGGAGCCUUUAGUAUAUGCUUUGCAAGAAUAUCCUGAUUUAGUAUCACAGGGCUUAAGAACUCUUGAACUAUGCAUUGAUAAUCUGACUGCCGAGUAUUUUGAUCCAAUCUUAGAGCCAGUAGUUGAUCAAGUCUCUAAAGCUCUUUUCAAACUGCUGCAGCCACAGCCCUUUAACCACACAAUCAGCCAUAAUGUUGUUAGAAUACUGGGUAAGCUAGGAGGAAGAAAUAGACAAUUUUUAAAGACACCUACCGAUCUAAAAACAGUUGAAUCAUUAAAUGUCGAUCUUGUUACAGAAGCAAUGGCUAAUGGUAAAAAUGGCUCAAUGUCACUUUCUGUUACUCCUGGUGUUGAGGCUGCGGUAUCAAUUAUUGAAAAUCAUGCAUCAGAUUUGGAGGCCAAAUUAAGUGCUUAUAAGUAUUUGAAAUCGGUUUUCUUGCUGUUUAUCAAAUCUUCGACUAAGUUUCCAGAUGAUUAUCACAAUAUAAUCAAAAAAGCAAUUGACUUGUUACAGCAAGACAAAUUAGAAUUGAAGGAGGAUUAUUCUUUAGAGUGUUACGUUCAUAGGAAGGAAUUUUAUGAUCAAGAGGCGCUUCUGAUAAAGAUAUUUGAAUCUAUAUUUCUGGCAACCUCUACACCUGAAUUAAAAGAGGAUGCAAUGAAAUUACUAAAUAAACUUGCUGACCAUUUCUCCUUGCUACAGGUCAAUAAAGCUCUGCAACAAAAACGGUUCCAGUCAGACACAUUUAACAUAGAUAUCAAAUACUCUGAUCCGAUGUUUUCGACCAAUAUUCUCACAAAAGCUCUCAUGUCGGCACUAUCCAGUUAUAAGGAAGAUGUAAGAGAGUCCAGUAUAUUGACGAUAAAGAGAAUUUGCGAAAGAAGUUUACUUAUCUUUGGUUCUAAAUUAGUCUUUAAAUACUCAUUAGUCCCAGACCUGAUGAAAGAUGCAAUUCAUCUGUGUUUUGACGAGGCAUUUUACAAUAAAAGAGCUGGUGUACUAGGUAUUGGUGCAAUAAUAGAUAAUAUAGAAGCAUCAGAGGAGUACUUAAAGUCUUUGAGAUUUGAGCUAAUUGAUGGUCUGCUUUUUGUUCUCAAGGAUACUCCCGAAGAAGCUCCCGUUCUUAUUACAAAUGAGGCUGAAAACUUAUUCAACAAAAUCUUAGAGAGAACCUGUUCGGAAAUCUCGGAAGAUGAUCUCUCAUCAAAGGGAUUACAAAACACCUUAACUGAUAUUGUUUGUGAACUAAGUAAUGCCAAUCCCGUAGUUCGUAAAGCAUGUAAGAAUGCUUUAGAACUAAUUUCAAAAAAUUCUAAUAUGCCUAUCGUCAAAUUAAUGGAUCAUUCGAAGCACUUUUUGCUCUCUCCAAUCUUUGCAAAGCCUUUGAGGGCUCUACCUUUUACUAUGCAAAUAGGUAACCUAGAUGCGGUUACCUUCUGUUUAAGCUUACCAGGAACUUUUUUGCAGUUUAAUGAGGAGCUAUUUAGACUGCUACAGGAAGCAAUUGUUCUUGCUGAUGCCGAAGAUGAAUCACUAUCAACAGCUCAGAGAGCUGCAGAAUAUAAGACUUCCCAACAACUGACGCAAUUGAGAGUAUCCUGUAUAAAACUUCUUGCACUUGCUUUAAAAAACGAAGACUUCGCCAAUGCACAGCAGGGUAAUAUCAGAAUUAGAAUACUGGCCGUUUUCUUCAAAACAAUGCUUAAAACAUCACCAGUCAUUAUAGAAACUACAUAUGAGGCACUAAAAGAUGCACUCUCUGAAAAUUCCAGGCUUCCAAAAGAACUUCUCCAAAAUGGUCUGAAACCACUUUUGAUGAAUUUAUCUGACCAUCAAAAACUUACUGUUCCAGGCCUUGACGCUCUUUCGAAGCUAUUAGAGCUUCUAAUUGCCUACUUUAAAGUUGAAAUAGGUAAAAAACUACUAGAUCAUCUUAAUGCUUGGUGUAGAGUGGAAGUACUUGAUACUUUAUUUGGUCAAGACAUACACGAACAGACACCUACAAAAAUUAUUGUUAGUAUCAUUAAUAUCUUCCACCUUCUCCCCCCACAAGCUGAUAUGUUUCUAAAUGAUUUACUACUGAAAGUUAUGUUAUUGGAAAGGAAGCUGAGAUUGCAAAUCGAUUCACCUUUUAGAGUUCCUUUAGCGAAAUAUAUGAAUCGUUUUAGUUCAUCAGUGAUAGAAUACUUUAAGAAGAAUAUGGCUUUAAGACAGUUGGUUGUAUUUAUGUGUAGCAUCAUACAAAAAGAGGAAGCGAAAGAUCUAGCAACCCGCUUUGAAAAUGAACUAUCAAACUUUUAUGAAUUUUAUAUGACAUCGAUCCCUUCAAACCAAGUCCGUGUGGUGAGCUUUUUAACUAACAUGCUCGAUAUAUUUACAACUGUUUGGAAGAUCAGAGGUAAUGAAUGGCUGAAAGAUCAAAAGGAUUUUGUAAUGAAACUAAAAGAUAUGGUUGCAUUGACUAUUGACACAAUAAAGGAGAACAAAUUUUAUAUAGACCAUCUGCAACUGUCACAAUCCAUUGAGAAAUUCCAAUUCAUAUAUGUCAACUUGCUAACACAUUACCCUAAUGAACAAUCAUUAUUUUUUGAAUUUAUCGAGUUUUUAAAUGCCAAGGAUAUCUGUAUGACUGACUGCUUCGAUGACUUCAUCUUCAAAAAUAUUGUGUCCUUGUCUGAUAAAGACAAACAAAAUAGCUUACUUGAGGAGUCAAUAGAAUACUCUCUAAAAACUAAAUCAUUAAAUGUGAGUGUAUUCAUCUACAAAAAAAUAGUCAACCCAUCACUAAUAUUUGAAGUUGCUCAAAACCAAGAUCUUAAAUGCUAUGGUGAAGCAAAAUUGCCAGCCUGGCUCGAACUUAUCGACUCUAAAAUUUGGAAGACUAAGAACAGCUUAUUAUUAGGUACCACCGCAAAUUGCCACGACAAGUUUAGGUUUGAGUUGUUACAACUGACUGCCAUAUUGAUAAAGUAUGCACCAAAGAUUCUAACUGAUGUCAAAAGAGAUAUAAUUAAGUUCACAUGGCAUUUUAUUAAACUAGAUGAUAUCAUACUGAAGCAAUCCGCAUAUUUGACAACAGCGCUUUACAUCAAAGAAUUCGACUUUCCUAUUAAAGUAGCCACUCAAGUUUUCGUUUCAUUACUGAGAUCAAGUCCAUCAGAGGGGAAAUUUUUAGUGAAGCAGUCAUUAGACGUCCUUGCACCUGUGAUAGAUGAAAGACUCAAGACGACAGAAGAUCCAGAUAUUUGGAUAAAUUGGGUAAAGAGAGUAAUGUUUGAGAACACUUCGAGUCAGAACAUUAUUCUAUACCAGUUUAUUAUAGACCACCCAGACUUGUUUUUCAAAUCUAGGAACCUAUUUGUUUCAAAUAUAAUUCAUCAAAUGAAUAAGAUGUCUUUUAUGUUGAACUCAAAUCCAGAGAAUCAUAUACUUGCGAUCGACUUAGCUUCUCUUAUUUUGAGAUGGGAAAACAGAUCUGCAGGUCAAGCGAACCAGCAAUUAUUGGAUAAAGAUGGUGAUAUCUCUAUGUCAGAUGCUAAUGACACCAAUGAGAUUAAAACUGAACAUGGUGAGGGCGAAGUCGUAAUAAGUACUAUCCCAAUGAAUUUAAGAGAAACUUGUAUUGCUUUCUUGAUAAGAUAUAUCUGUGCCAGCAACAACCGUGCUUCUGAUUCGGAACUGGGAUCUCGUACAUUGCAAAUACUAUCAGAAUUCUUAUCUGAGCAAAGCUGGGAGAAUGUUAACGUCAAAUUAGAAUACUUUGAGAAAUUUCUCCUUUCACAAGAUAUGGAAACGGAAAACCUAUUAUAUUAUUGCAUCAACGCUUUGGAUGUCUUAUAUAUAUUCUUCCAAAAUAAGACCGACAAGUGGAUUUAUGAAAAUCUUGCUAACAUCGAACAUUUGUUGUCGAAAUGUAUUAGAGCGCAUCAUCAUGAUCUCCAAGAAGCUUUACAAAAAGUUCUCGGCCUGGUUUUGAGAGCUAUACGCUUACAAGAGAGCCAGGACAGUAGUGAAGAAGAACAACCUGGUAAGGGAUUUAUCAGCUCACUAAUCAAUGUCAUCGAAAAAAAUCUUCAGGAGACAGCAUCUGUUGCAGCUGGUGUUACUUUGUCGUGGACAUUAUUUAAGACAUUCCCUGACAGUAUAGAAUCUUUACUUUUACCCUUAAUGAAAACCUUUAGCAAACUUUGUAAGGAUCAGCUAAGCAUGACUCAACCUAAAGAUGCUGUCGCAAUGGAAGAAGCACAACUAACUACCAAAUUGCUAGAAAAAGUCUUAUUUAUUCUUUCAAUCAGAAUCGGCUCACUUGGUGAUUCAAGAAGACCGUUCUUGUCGACGAUGGCAUUGUUGAUAGACCAUUCAAUGGAUCAAAAUUUCUUGCGUAAAAUUGUUAGUAUUACUCGUUAUUGGAUAUUUAACAAUGUCAGCUUCCCAACAGUGAAAGAAAAAGCUGCUAUUUUAACAAAAAUGCUUGCCUUCGAAGUUAGAGGAGAACCAACGUUAUCGGAACUAUUUUACAAUACCGUCUUAAAACUAUUUGACGAUGGACAAUCCACCAAUCCAGAGAUUACUUCGCGAAUGGAACAACCCUUCCUUGUUGGAACAUGCACCAGCAAUAAAGACAUAAGAAAGAAAUUUAUGUCCAUAUUAAAUUCCAGCAUAAAGGAUGAUAUAAAAGAGAGAAUCUACUACAUUAUAUGUGAUCUUAACUGGGAGUUUAUCGCUGACUAUCCAUGGUUGAAUCAAGCGUUGCAGCUUUUGUACGGUUGUUUAGACUCUACUCAAUCAUAUGAAAUCAUUAAUAGCUAUGAAUUAUCAACUCCAUUAACUUUGAAGAGUCUUUUAGAGGAAACGAACUCUGAAAGUUCUGCUGACGAAACUACUGAAGAACUAACAGCCUUUAUUACCACUCAUAAGAAUGAUAUUGAACAAAUAUGUGAAAUCAAGAAGGCUGAUAUUUUUGAUCCAUUGGUAGAAAUAUUUUAUAAAGACCAUAAAUCAAUUCAGAGGGCUUGGGUUAAUUUUUUCCCUGAAGCCUAUAAGUGCAUUCCAAAAGAUGAAAAGUAUGGCUUCAUCCGAUCUUUGAUAGUUUUAUUAUCAAAACCGAACCCCACCAGACAAAAUUCAAACAGGUUGAAUGUAAUUAACAUGUGGUUAGAAUCCUUUGGGAAGAUAGAGUCAUUCGAGGUUCCACCACAUCUUGUAAAAUAUCUGGCCAUUUCAUGCAACUCAUGGUAUCAAUCGAUAAAUAUUUUGGAGUCAAUGCAGAAUAACUCACAAAUUGAAAAUGGAAAAAUAAUAGAGGCCGUUGAAGAUUCCUUACUUGAAUUGUACAUCAACCUUCAAGAGGAGGACAUGUUUUAUGGACUUUGGAGAAGAAAAGCCAAAUAUACUGAGACCAAUAUUGCUUUAUCAUAUGAACAAGUUGGUCUUUGGGAAAAGGCACAACAAUUGUAUGAGGUUGCCCAAGUUAAAGCCAGGAGUGGUGCUUUGCCUUACUCUGAACCAGAAUAUGCGCUAUGGGAGGAUAAUUGGAUUAUAUGUGCAGAAAAAUUACAACAUUGGGACGUUUUGACUGAAUUAGCCAAACAUGAAGGUUUCACUGAUCUUCUACUUGAAUGUGGUUGGCGUGUGGCUGACUGGAAUACAGAUCGGGAAGCACUAGAACAAUCAGUAAAAAGUGUAAUGGAUGUACCAACUCCUAGAAGACAAAUGUUCAAAACGUUUUUGGCACUACAAAACUUUGCAGAUACACGUAAAGGUGACCAAGAUGUACGCAAAUUAUGUGGUGAAGGUAUACAACUAAGUUUACACAAAUGGGUCUCUCUUCCAGAGAGAUACACUCCCGCACAUAAGUGGCUACUUCACGGUUUUCAACAAUAUAUUGAGUUUAUGGAGGCAACCCAAAUUUAUGGUAACCUGCAUACUACGACUGUACAGAACUUAGACGCCAAAGCACAAGAAAUUAAGAGGGUACUACAAGCUUGGAGAGAUCGACUUCCAAAUAUCUGGGAUGAUGUAAAUAUGUGGAAUGAUCUGGUUACUUGGAGACAACAUGCAUUCCAAGUCAUAAAUAAUUCUUACUUGCCAUUGAUCCCUGCUUUGCAACAAGCUAAUAAUAAUGGCAAUAUUAACACACACGCUUAUAGAGGUUAUCACGAAAUUGCUUGGGUAAUUAACAGAUUUGCUCAUGUGGCUAGGAAACACAACAUGCCUGAUGUAUGUAUUAAUCAACUUGCAAGGAUCUACACCUUACCUAACAUCGAAAUCCAGGAGGCUUUCUUAAAACUGAGAGAACAAGCUAAAUGCCACUAUCAAAAUACCAACGAAUUAACUACUGGUCUUGAUGUUAUCAGCAACACUAACUUGGUAUAUUUCGGAACUGUUCAGAAGGCUGAAUUUUUUACCUUAAAGGGUAUGUUCUUAUCCAAACUAAGGGCUUAUGAUGAAGCAAAUCAGGCGUUCGCCACUGCUGUUCAAAUCGAUCUAAAUCUCGCAAAGGCGUGGGCUCAAUGGGGUUUUUUCAAUGAUAGAAGAUUAACGGAAGAACCAAACAAUAUUAGUUUUGCAAGUAAUGCCAUCAGCUGCUAUCUACAAGCUGCUGGCCUAUACAAAAAUUCUAAAAUCCACGAACUACUUUGCCGUAUUCUAUGGCUGAUCAGUAUGGAUGACUCUUCAGGAUCCAUAGCAAACGCAUUUGAAUCUUUUAGAGGUGAGGUACCUGUAUGGUAUUGGAUAACUUUUAUUCCACAAUUAUUGACUUCGCUGUCUCACAAAGAGGCCAAUAUGGUGCGCCAAAUAUUAAUUAGAAUAGCUAAGAGUUAUCCACAAGCUCUACACUUUCAAUUAAGGACUACGAAGGAAGAUUUCGCUGUAAUUCAGAGACAAACUAUGAAUUCAUCAGCCGAGAAAAAGGAUAAAAAUGAACAAAUAGUCAGCAACGGAGAUCAUCGUCAACCAUGGGAAUAUUUGCAAGAACUAAAUAAUAUUCUAAAGACCGCAUAUCCCUUGCUAGCUUUGUCUCUAGAAUCCUUGGUUGCUCAAAUCAAUGAGCGGUUCAAAACAAGUACCGAUGAAGAUUUGUUUAGAUUAAUUAACGUUUUAUUAAUCGAUGGCACAUUCAAUUAUAACAGACUACCCUUCCCCAGGAAAAAUCCAAAACUACCAACAACAACAGAAAACAAUUUGAUGAAAUUUGCUAACACCUUGUUAGCACCUUAUAUUAGACCUAAGUUCAACGCUGACUUUAUUGAAAGUAAACCAGACUUUGAGACAUACAUUAAAAGACUUCGCUAUUGGAGAAAACGUCUGGAAUCAAAAUUGGACCGUGCUCCUGCUGUGGAAAACCUCGAACGAAUUUGCCCCCAUUUGAGUAAUUUUCACCACCAGAAAUUCGAAGAUAUUGAGAUUCCUGGGCAAUAUCUCCUGAAUAAAGAUAAUAACCUGCACUUUGUUAAAAUUGCGAGAUUCCUUUCUCGCGUUGAUUUUGUUUAUGGAACUCACUUUUCUUACAGAAGGAUCACCAUUAGAGGACACGAUGGUAGCUUGCAUUCUUUUGCAGUACAAUACCCAGCCGUACGUCACUCCAGAAGAGAAGAGCGGAUGUUCCAACUCUACAGAUUGUUUAACAAGACAUUAUCGAAAAAUGUUGAAACCAGACGUAGAAACAUUGAAUUCCAUCUUCCAAUUGCUGUACCAUUGUCUCCUCAGGUACGUAUUAUGAACGAUAGUUCAUCAUUUGUGACAAUGCAACAGAUUUAUGAUCAAUAUUGCGAAAAGAAUAAAAUUGACCCUUACAUGAUUCAGGAUUUUAUUUCCGAAAAGUUGAAUUCCGCAUAUGAUAAGGCACUUCCUCCACCUGAUAGCACUGUCCUGAAGGUAGAAAUUUUCAGUUCUAUCCAAUCAUUAUAUGUUCCAACGACAGUUAUGAAGGAUUAUUUCUUGAAUUUGUUCACUUCUUUUGAAGAAUUUUGGCUUUUCAGGAAACAGUUUGCCUCUCAGUAUAGUGCAUUUGUAUUCAUGUCUUUCAUGAUGAUGAUCAACAGUAGAUCACCACAUAAAAUCCAUGUCGACAAGAAUUCUGGUAAUGUUUUCACCCUUGAGAUGCUUCCUUCUAGAUAUCCGUACGAAAGAGUGAAACCAUUACUCAAGAACCAAGAAUUGAACCUACCAUCUGAUGCUCCGAUUUUCCAUAAUAACGAGCCAGUUCCUUUCCGUAUGACCUCUAACAUCCAAACUUUGAUUGGAGAAACAGCACUUGAAGGUGUGUUUGCUGUGGACCUGUUUACUAUAGCAAAAGCAUUGAUUGAACCAGAAAACGAACUAAACACGUUACUGACCCUAUUUAUUAGAGAUGAAAUUAUUUCAUGGUACAGUAAUCUACACAGGCCAAUAAUUGAAAAUCCACAAUUGAGAGAUAUGGUACAAACCAAUGUUGAUUUGAUAAUAAGAAGAGUUGCGCAAAUGGGACAUGUUAGUUCCACUCCUACUGUCAUUACGCAAUUCAUUCUUGACUGUAUCAGUGCAUCAGUAAACCCUAGGAACCUAGCCAAGACUGACAUCAGUUUCAUGCCAUGGUUUUAG
Messenger RNA from Nakaseomyces glabratus, 11232 nucleotides. It is a transcript of the gene TRA1, whose product is annotated as histone acetyltransferase TRA1. The record is from RefSeq and is a predicted model, not a curated record. Gene Ontology annotation, biological process: regulation of DNA-templated transcription; DNA repair. Gene Ontology annotation, molecular function: protein binding. NCBI's taxonomy places the organism in Eukaryota, Fungi, Ascomycota, Saccharomycetes, Saccharomycetales, Saccharomycetaceae. Gene Ontology annotation, cellular component: NuA4 histone acetyltransferase complex; nucleus; SAGA complex.